CUGCUCCUGCCGCCGCCGCCGCUUCUCCGCGAGGGAGGGGAGAGGCGGCCAUUUUGUCCGGCGCUGCCGUGGGUGUUCCUGCUGCUCCUCCUGUGCUGAGGCGGCCGAGCGAGGAGGAGGAGGAGGAGGGGCGGAAGAAGGAACCGGAGGGUGAAGAAGAAGCCGGGAGGGCGGGAAGCCGGCGGCGGGGGAGCCGCGGAGGUCCAGCUCCCUCCUUCCCUGCCCGGCCGCUGAGAGGCGAUGGCGGAUAUUGACAAGCUCAACAUCGACAGCAUCAUCCAACGGCUGCUGGAGGUGAGAGGAUCGAAACCAGGCAAAAAUGUCCAACUUCAAGAGAAUGAAAUAAGGGGAUUGUGCUUGAAAUCUCGAGAGAUUUUCCUGAGUCAGCCCAUUCUUUUAGAACUCGAAGCACCCCUUAAAAUAUGUGGUGACAUCCACGGACAAUACUAUGACUUACUUCGACUCUUUGAAUAUGGAGGCUUCCCACCAGAAAGCAACUAUCUCUUCCUCGGUGACUAUGUCGAUCGAGGGAAGCAGUCUUUAGAAACCAUUUGCCUCUUACUGGCUUACAAGAUAAAAUAUCCAGAAAAUUUUUUCCUCCUUAGAGGGAACCAUGAAUGUGCCAGCAUUAAUAGAAUUUAUGGAUUCUACGAUGAAUGUAAAAGAAGAUAUAAUAUAAAGCUGUGGAAAACCUUUACUGACUGCUUUAACUGCCUGCCGAUUGCAGCCAUUGUGGAUGAGAAAAUCUUUUGCUGUCAUGGAGGCUUAUCACCAGAUCUCCAAUCAAUGGAGCAGAUUCGACGAAUUAUGCGCCCCACCGAUGUGCCGGACCAGGGCCUCCUUUGCGAUCUGCUGUGGUCUGACCCCGACAAGGAUGUCUUGGGAUGGGGAGAAAACGACCGAGGCGUCUCUUUCACAUUUGGUGCCGAAGUGGUUGCAAAAUUCCUUCACAAACAUGAUCUGGAUCUCAUAUGUAGAGCUCACCAGGUGGUUGAAGAUGGGUACGAGUUCUUUGCAAAAAGGCAACUGGUGACUCUGUUUUCUGCCCCCAAUUACUGUGGGGAGUUUGACAAUGCAGGCGCCAUGAUGAGUGUGGACGAGACUCUGAUGUGCUCCUUUCAGAUCUUGAAGCCUGCCGAGAAGAAGAAGCCGAAUGCUAGCCGGCCUGUAACGCCACCCAGGGGUAUGAUCACAAAACAAGCAAAGAAAUAAUUAUCUUGGCACUGCCUAGUUGGGACUUGUAUUAUAGUAUAUAAUCUCCAUUUUUUUAAAAAAAAUAUGGUAACCUGUAUCGGUCAGCUUGCUAAGACUAGAUUAAAGUGUUUUGUGUUUUUUGUUUUAUUUUUUUCAUUUUUGAUGGAUGGCAUUUGCUGGUUGUAACAGCAAAUGAGACUUUCUCCCUUUUCAAGAAGAGUUUUAAGAAUUCUGUAUUCCUUUGGAGAGAGCCCCCACCCCUUCCCAUCCACC
This is a messenger RNA of Gekko japonicus, 1467 nucleotides long. RefSeq names its product protein phosphatase 1, catalytic subunit, gamma isozyme (gene PPP1CC). Gene Ontology annotation, cellular component: cytoplasm; nucleus. The record is from RefSeq and is a predicted model, not a curated record. Bases 241 to 1212 code for a protein of 323 amino acids. The transcript has 7 exons. NCBI's taxonomy places the organism in Eukaryota, Metazoa, Chordata, Lepidosauria, Squamata, Gekkonidae. Gene Ontology annotation, molecular function: protein serine/threonine phosphatase activity.